Cuculus canorus (common cuckoo) is the source of this 4506-nucleotide messenger RNA. RefSeq lists its product as uncharacterized. Bases 1392 to 4058 code for a protein of 888 amino acids. The transcript is spliced from 23 exons. NCBI's taxonomy places the organism in Eukaryota, Metazoa, Chordata, Aves, Cuculiformes, Cuculidae. The record is from RefSeq and is a predicted model, not a curated record.
UCAUCACUGUGGUAUCUGAGUCCCGCCAUUUCCAGCCGAAUUCCAGCCCCAGCUGGAUUCAAUGAAGAAUCACUCUGAGCCCAGGGAUAUAGGGUUCAUGCAGGCCAGGCUCAUACACUAAGUUCUGCUUGGGCUCAUAAGUAGUUUGUUGCAGAAGUUGGACUUUGGCUCCCACUGAAUGAGAAAAGGUCUUAUGGUCAAAGGAGAUUAAUUAGGAGAUUAAUUAGGAGAUUAAUUAGGAGAUUGCUAAAGCCCCAGGGCUCUGCUCCAGAGACUCACAUGAGUGUACCACCAGCUCCCUGCUGUAUAAACUGUGUCUGUCUGGCAGGGUGGUUGUGUUGGUCCUGCUGAUAUUGCAGAAGUCCUCUGAGAGAAGGGGACAAGGGAGAAAAUUAGACUGAUUGCAUGAUUCCUGUGAGUGGAGAUGCCCACUGGCUUUCAUUUAUCCAAAAGCUCAUCUCUACAGCACAGUUCUGCUCAUGCAUGUGAACCAAUGCAGGGUAAGAAUGGCUGGGACCGUAAUAGGGACCAAAAGGAGAUCGUGCCCUGCUCUUCAAUGGUUAAAAUGUUAAUCUGAAUACUUCUCACCCCACUGUAGCACAUCCACGCCACACAAGCUGUACUUUCAGCUCACCAAAUCUCUCAGCCUUUCUGCUUCCCAUGGCGCGGGUCCCACCAGGUGCAAUGACUUUCUCUUCCCAGGCAAUAUGUUUGGCCAUGUAUGUGGUCCGACUGACUCAGUGAUAUCAGAGCACUUCCAAAAACAAGAUGUUUUCACCAAACCACUCUCUGAUAAUCAAACAAACCAAAGGGCGAUCUAACUAGAUUCACAAAAGAAAAACGUGUAGCUGCCAAAGAACUGCUGUUAUCUCUGGCAUGGCUGGGUCACUGGGACAUUUCACAGAAACAAAAAUGUAUUUCCUGUGUAGACCCAAUUAAAAUACCUCCAGGGAAAUGUUUCAUGUGCUCUUAAGACCUGAAGCCAAAGCUACCCAAACGGCUUGUAAGGAAUGAGAUUACUUCCCAGGGGUUGAUGGAAAGCACCGAGCACCCUCUGCUGCACUGAUUAAAAUUAGGCUCAGCAGCAGCAUGUGGCCUUGUGAAUACCUGGCAGAAGGGUGUUCUGCCCUCCUAGCGAGACAGAGGCUGCCUCUCACUGCCAAGAGCUCAGAUAACGUUGGAGGACACUGCAGGAUUCAGCCCAGCUGUCCCUCCAUGACUGAAGCCACCAGCCUUUCCUGAUUCAGACACAAGGUUUGGAGAAGAGAGCACAAUCUGUGUUGUAAAGGUCAGCUAUACCUUUCCUCCUGGGUCUGACCAAGUUCCCUGUCCACAGCUUUACUUCAAAGGGAGGAGGACUUUGCUGCCCAUGCACAGGUCUCUGGGGGCAGAUGGAGGUUUUGUGUUGUUUGCUAUGCAGGAUCUGGCUGCUUUUCUUGCUGUUCUGGCUGGGACAAGGGAGGCAGACGGUUCCCCCAGGUUUUAUAGAGAGCAGUUGCCGCUCCAGGAUUUUUUGGAUGAAACUGAAUAAACUCUUGCUCCAGGGAAAAUUCUUCCAGCUGGAAAUCAAUGAUCCUUACGCUGGCCCCAUUCUGCUGGAUGAGAAACUAGCAUCUCGUUGUGGCUAUGUCCUGUCAGAAGAUGUGUGGGGCAAUCCCAUCUUCCGUGCAUCAGUGCUUGGCUGUCACGUGGCCAACGAGGCAGAUGAGCUGUUUUCAUUGACUGUAAACAUAAAGGUCUCCUCAUUUUCAAGCAUGAGGGCAGCAGUGACCUACGUCUACCCUAUGUACUGCUCUUACUCUUCUUGGGCCUCAAGAGAAAUUGUGUGUGAAGAAAACUACAUGGAGGUGUCAGUGAGGACGGAUGUCCCUGCAGUUUCAAAUGACUACACCGUGGCGUGGAUGUCAGCACUGCCAGAGAUUCAAAAUGUUGCAUACCAGCAAUGGCAACUGAUGUUUGUUUCCCCAUCAGGGAGAAAGAGAAUAAUGGUAAGCGAUGCAGCAAAACUGGGCUACAGCUUCAAUAAUACACUGUCCCGAGUGUACCUCCGUGCGCCCUAUCACAGCAACGAGUCUGACAUCAGUGUGGUCAGUGGAGUAACUAUGAACAUGGUGACCUCCACUUCCAUGUACAGGCAGCGGUGGCUCCUUUUGCUGAUUGACACGACUGUCUCCUGUCCCGUUGAUGGCCUCAGUUUCACUGAUACCACUCUAACAUGGACUGUGCCGAGUGUUAUCCCCACAUUAGUGGUUCAAGAAUCCACCUUUCUGUCUAAAAACAUUUUAAUGGGAGUCGAUGGCCAAGUCACAAUAAACCUGGAGGAGAAGAACUACUUACUGGAGCACAACAAGACACACAUCAGAAUAACUAUCCCUAUUGGAGCAGAAGGAGGCAAGCUAAAGAGCUCCAUAUCUGGUGGUGUGUAUGGAGUAAUUUACAGUAUUGACUUGUUCUUGGAGCACACAUGGAUAGAUGCAGACUGGCAAACCACAAAGUAUACUCUCAUGAAACCUGUUACCACACCUUUCAUGCCACAAAUACCAACUGUUACCAAGAAUACUCUGCCAGAGGAAAGGCUAUUUAAUGUUGCAUUUGGACACUUUCUUCCUGACGUCUCUCUGGUGGCAAUUGCAAUAGGAAAUGUGCCAUUUACCCUGAGAGAAGCACAGCUUCAUGGGUUUAGGAUUUAUGAAACUCCCUUUUCGAAUAGAACAAAAGGGUUUACCCUGGAAGUCUCUUUUGAUGAUCCGCAUGUUCUAAAGGAGUAUGUGAAUAGAAAUGAAACAAAAUAUACCCUUCUCGUUAACUACACUCUAAGUGUGGGUCCGGAGAUGACACUCUAUUAUCAUUCUGCAGAGGUGGAGUGUGUGAUUGCUGAUAUUGACAUACCAGAAGCAGCUGGUUCCUGUGAUGAAGAAAACCUGUAUCUAACCAUUCCUACGUUUGGCUUACAUCGGUAUUGGGAUCUCUAUCUUGGUAACAAGCUCCUAAACCGGCACGUCGUGCUUACCAAUGGGUAUCUUGCAGCUACCAAUUCUACACACCUGAUCUUGCAAAUACCUCUGUUUGCUGUGGGAAUUACCUAUGAGGAAGUGUCCUUUCAGAAAAUUAAAGCAAGAUUUGAUGUUGCCCUAAGGAAAGUGAGAACUAUGGAGACCUUACAGAUGUUCUCUGUUAGCUGCAAUUUUAAUUCUUCAGCAUUUAUAAUAUGCCAUCCAGAUGGUACCGUAAUGGUAUCUGCCCAAAUGAAGACAGUACCUGCCAUUGAUAUGAGUAAAACCAAACUAAGGGAUAGCUCUUGCAAGCCGAGAGAGUAUAACGAAGGACAUGCCUUCUUCAAGUUCCAUGUCACUACUUGUGGCACUUCAGUAAGGUUUGAAGGUGAUCACAUUAUUUAUGAAAAUGAAAUCUCUUAUGAGAAAGACACACUUCCAAGACAGAGCAUUCCGACAAUCACAAGAGAUCCAGACUACAGACUAACAGUCUUGUGUUACUAUCGAGCAAAAGAGACCCUAGUGCUAGGUGCCUCGACUAGUGAUCCAUCCAUAUCACCUUCCUUUGGCUCUGGCACGAUGGUACCAAGAUCAAAUAUUGCAGUACACAGAAGGAUAAGACAAGCCCUGAAUGUAGUUUCAAGACUGUCCAAAGAGUUGAAAGACAGAAGCCCCAAUGCCGAGUUAUAUCUGGAAAACUGCUGGGUGACCGGGUCUCUAGACUUCAACAGCACUCCAAGAUGGAACAUCACUGUGGAUGGGUGCGAGAUUAAUGACAGUGAGUACGUUGCAGAGUUCUUUCCAGUAGCUGUAAGCCCCAGGGUGAGACAUCCUUCUCACUUCAAAAGGCUAGCAGUAAGGACCCUGACACAUCGACUCAAACAGAUGUAUGUGCACUGCCUGGUGGCAGCCUGCUCUCCUGCCAAGAUACCACCCAGCAGACCCUGCAGAGGACAGUGCAGCUCAAGCAGGGAGAGAAAGGCCUUUACAGGUCAUGGUUCAGACAAACUCCAGGGCUACGUACUCACAGGACCAGUCCAGAUUGUUGAUCCAGACCUGAGAUGACACACAUAAAGUGGAUUUGCACCAGAAGGCUCUACUGUGCCGGCUGCUUUCUAAAUGGUGCAACGCGACACGGGAGCUUCCUCUCUCAGGGACCACCAGAACUAUCUUGCUAGAAGUGAAAAGACAAGACUGUGGGACUCCGUACAGCACUACAGCCCUGGGAAGUGCUAGGGUCUGCUAAAUGGAUUAGUAAAUGUUGUAACCUGUUGCCUCUCUGAAGUGCCUACAAAAGGAAACUUAACAGAAAAUAACCCAAGGCUGCAAAAUAACACUUUGUUUUUCUUCCAGCUGUUGAAAUAUGGACUUACAGAUCACUAAAAUUAUUCCAGCCCUGAUUAUGGCUCCUUCUUGUAAUAUUUCAUAAAGUGACUGCCAAUCCUCCCAUGUGAAUGUUAAGUGCAAAUCUGAAAAGUCAAAUAAAAAUACAUAAAAAGUAACACAAGUGAAG